Meloidogyne enterolobii is the source of this 171-nucleotide messenger RNA. Lineage: Eukaryota; Metazoa; Nematoda; Chromadorea; Rhabditida; Meloidogynidae. The record is from the annotation of a GenBank genome assembly.
AUGGUUCACGAAAAUAUUCAUUGGUCUCGUCCACGCAAGUAUGGUCCAGGCUCUCGCUCUUGCCGAGUUUGUUCAAAUCAUCAUGGACUGAUCCGCAAGUAUUCAUUAAACAUUUGCCGUCGCUGUUUCCGUGAGUAUUCCGCUGAUAUUGGAUUUAAGAAAUUGGAUUGA